AUAUUCAUAACCAAUCACAGCACAUGGAUUGACUUGGUCUGGAAAUUGUCGAAACUGUGCAAUUUUGACUUCAAACCCGUCGAAAGUCCACGAAUACCGAAUAACUUCACCACAACAGCUUUUCCUAAUGUCGUCAACUAGAAUUCUGCGUAUUGCUACGCGCGCGCAGCCAUCGGCUAUUUUCAGAUCUAAUGGACUCCGAAGCUUCACUCCCCGUGCUGCCCCAACAAUGAGCGCAACUUCUGCCAGCUCUUUCAGCACCACCAGCCGUAGUUUGUCUGCCGAUAAGGACGGGCAAGAAGCUGGUCACCACGAGGAGAGCUUCGAGGAAUUCACAGCUAGAUAUGAGAAGGAAUUCGAGCAAGUUCAAGAUGUUUUCGAGCUCCAGAGAAACCUCAACAACGCUUUUGCCUACGAUCUCGUACCUUCCCCAUCCGUCGUCGUUGCUGCAUUGAAAGCCGCAAGAAGAGUUAACGAUUACCCUACAGCCGUACGAAUCUUUGAGGGUAUCAAGGCAAAGGUCGAGAACCGUGGCCAAUACGACCAAUAUUUGGAGGAACUUAAGCCUCUCCGUGAGGAAUUAGGUGUGAGCUUGAAGGAGGACCUCUACCCAGAGUCUAAAUAGAUGAUGAUAAUGGUGAAGGAGGGAAGAGCUUUUGUAGAUGGAGGGGAAAUGAUACUGAGGAUAGAUGGACAGAGUGCUUCAUGACUCUGGAUUGCGACUUUUCUCAUCUGUACAGCUGUAUUAAGAAUCAAAAUCCACCACCCACCAGUUUGGAGAAGACCUGUCAAUUGCCAUCGUAUUCAGUGACAAGGAGGAUUUUGAUAUUUGUUAC
This is a messenger RNA of Botrytis sinoallii, 836 nucleotides long. RefSeq lists its product as uncharacterized. The transcript is spliced from 4 exons. Gene Ontology annotation, cellular component: mitochondrial inner membrane. The coding region runs from base 128 to 625 and encodes 165 amino acids. Gene Ontology annotation, biological process: mitochondrial electron transport, cytochrome c to oxygen. The record is from RefSeq and is a predicted model, not a curated record. Lineage: Eukaryota; Fungi; Ascomycota; Leotiomycetes; Helotiales; Sclerotiniaceae.